Paramacrobiotus metropolitanus is the source of this 2351-nucleotide messenger RNA. RefSeq lists its product as uncharacterized. The record is from RefSeq and is a predicted model, not a curated record. The coding region runs from base 1 to 1956 and encodes 651 amino acids. NCBI's taxonomy places the organism in Eukaryota, Metazoa, Tardigrada, Eutardigrada, Parachela, Macrobiotidae. The transcript has 6 exons. Gene Ontology annotation, cellular component: cytoplasm. Gene Ontology annotation, molecular function: protein binding.
AUGCAGUCACCAUCUGACCCGCACCAUCAAGAAUCAACGGUGGCGCACGCCGCUCGUCCCGCUGAGCCACCGCCAUAUCCCGGACGGAGUGUUAUUAUUAAUUAUGAUUUAGAUGAUCCCGAACACUGGAAAAAUAAACUCGAUAAGCUGCACAUACCGGCUGCCGCAGCCAGGAGAAGCGUUGCCAAUGGCCAUUGUCCACCUGCCACACCUGUGACGGACAAUCAGCGUGUCCGCUCAUCAUCACCUUCACCUGUAGCGACCGGUGCUGUCUUAACCUUAGCCGAACUUAAACGGAAACAGAUGCAUAAACGCCGUGCCAGAUUGCAACUGCAGACCGGCACAGCUACAGCAGCUUCCGGGAAUGGUCAGCGUAAUGAGGAUGAUAAUUCGUCAUGGUGCAGUGAAGAAGAUGUGGAUAGCGCUGAAGCAUCACUGGAGUUGCGUUUGCGUCGGAUUUUAGCCAAGGAAAAUAUUUCGAUGGAGGAUUACUAUAACAUGAAUACCGGUCUACUAAACGUGCGUGCCGUACCGGCAUCGCCGUCGCCGGAUAUGCAACAGCUGGAGCCGAAUGUUUUGUACCACCGCCUUAGUGAUUUAUGCUCAUAUGAUGGACCUUAUUUACCGAAACGUCAUGCUACGCUUGAUACCGGUCAGCGGGACGGAAAGCCACCUCUACGGUUGAGGAGUCCUAACCGUAACAAAUGUCAGUUUUACGAUCUGAAAACAUCUCCAGCGGUGCCCACCCGUAGUGGACAUAACAGAAGAAUACUGACCGACGUCGAGUUUAGGGAGACCUUUGACAACUCUAGCAGAGCGCCAAUGUCCAAAGAAAGCAAACAAAGUGAAGUUCACCGGAAUUUUGCCGGAAGCCGUAAACCUACGGUGCCAUCAUCGACACCUCCCUCUACACCCUUUUCCCCUGUGAACUGCCCUAGUGAAUCACAUUCUCCGGCUGAUGAAGCCGGUUUCUGGGAUCAGCCGGCAUUAUCAAGCCAUGAGAAGCAUUCUAGCCAUAAUGAUUAUGCCGGCAGCAACAGUACCGACGGUGAUCUGGAUUCUACCGGCGGUGAUCACAGGGCGUCUUCCGAUGAAGGAUUUUCUGGGAAUCUGCAAGAAGAUGACGCAAAUCUUUACGAAUAUCUUGCCAAAAAGCAAGUUCUCGCAUUAUGCGAUAUGCAGAUGAAAUUGUUACAAGCCAUGAGUUCCCAUAAGCCGACUCCUCUUAUACGCUCAUCACCCUCGACAGAGAAUAUUGCAAUUUCACCACAGCAUGCUCAUGUGCAUACACAAGCCCAAACAUCACUGGAGGCUGUUGCUCGAUCAAGAAACGAAAGCCCUCAUGACGUGGACAUGCAACGACGUUGUGAAAUGCUGGAAGGACAUAUUAGUAAACUGACACAAAACAUCGAAUAUCUAACAAACGAAAUAGAAGCGCAACAGGCAUCUCUUCGCCAUCUGGAGCUUAACCAACGGCCAAGAGUGCGAUUCGCCGAUGAAAAGCCGCCGACUCAUUCCCUGCAGCCAAGCGUACAGCCGUUGCCGGUUGUGUACAGGUCAACUACGGAUCUCAGCCAGAACGGAAAUUCGGAUUCACUGCCCACACCUGUUGCAUUGUCAUCCCGGCCAGCAAACAUUGGUGCGGUUAUCACCGUUCCACAAUCCAAGGGCGCAUCUGAUAAUACACACAUGCUAUCCAAUCCUGAACGAGUUAAUAAAUUAACAAAGUUUUUUGGCUCUGAACCGCCGUUGGUGCGUAUAUUCCUGAAAAAGCUGGGCUAUGAGAAAUACGCCCGCCUCUUUGAAAUUGAGAGAAUCGGUCUGAAUGAAUUGCCUUACAUGACUGAAGACAAACUACGACGCCUGGGAGUUCCCAUGGGACCGCGUACACGCAUUCUCCAUGAGGCCCAGUUGAUUAUGAAAUCGGAGCGCAAUCCACAUACCGGCUUCGUGUAAUCGAAGCGGUAAAUUGUAGGCAGGAAAUGAAGAGGUGGAUUUCGUGUGAGCUAUUGUCAAGGUGCUAAUUUCAUGCACUGAUGACAUCUUCAACUUCUGCCGAAGGAAAUCAAUGUGAAACAAGGUUUCAACGGUGGCGAAUGAUUACAGCUGAAGCGCAUCCGGCAUAAUAUUACCGCGAUACCGUACAGCGCGUUAUGCGCGCAGCUGAGGAAGAUCAUAGCACACAUAAAUCACAAGUGAACUAUCUAAUCGUUAUGCUUGUGUUGUCAUGCAUACCACUAGAUGUUCGCUAUUGUUGCACGCUAUUGUUCGUUGAAUAGACACGUGUACAAUGUAUUGUUCGUGGACGUUCACAUUAUUAAUUUAUGGCUCUUUCUUGAUUGUAACUUGUA